This is a messenger RNA of Aspergillus clavatus NRRL 1, 357 nucleotides long. RefSeq names its product putative prefoldin subunit 2. The record is from RefSeq and is a predicted model, not a curated record. Gene Ontology annotation, molecular function: protein folding chaperone. Gene Ontology annotation, biological process: protein folding. Lineage: Eukaryota; Fungi; Ascomycota; Eurotiomycetes; Eurotiales; Aspergillaceae. Gene Ontology annotation, cellular component: cytoplasm; prefoldin complex. Bases 1 to 357 code for a protein of 118 amino acids. The transcript is spliced from 4 exons.
AUGGCGACUCAAGCUCAAAUUAACCCACAGAAGCAACAGGAGCUUCAGCUCCAAUAUACGAACUUCAAGAACACUCUGACGCAGAUGGCACAAAAGAUUGGAGACAUUGAGCAGGAAGCUGAGGAACACAAGCUCGUCAUCGAAACCCUGGAACCCCUUCCACGAGAGCGCAAGUGCUUCCGAAUGGUUAACGGAGUGUUGGUUGAGCGGACAAUUGAAGAUGUUUUGCCUGCGCUUAAGACAAAUUCAGAUGGUCUGAAGCAGGUGUUGGAAGAGUUGGUCAAGCAAUACCAGGGCAAGCAGUCCGAGCUGGACAGCUGGAAGAAGAAGAAUAAUGUCCAGGUGGUCCAGCCUUGA